UGAUGUCACGAAACACAUGUUAUAGCAUAUGUUAUAGGUUCCACGACCAAAUAAAAAUCUGUAUAUGAAAAAGAGAUUUGUUAUUAUAUUCAGGCAAAGUUGCUUUCGCUAAGGCCUACAGUAGAUACCAUAUAUGUACAAAUCUUCAUUUUAAAAAUAGCUAAUCUCUCCCCCUCAUUAUAAAUUAUGCAUCUACAUAUAUAUAUAUGCACAAUCCCUUCCAUUAUAUUAUAUAUAUUCUUAUUAACCAAAGUGUUGAAAGUUGAAGUUUGAAGUUAAAGAGGCAUUUCUUGGCUCUCCAAGUUCUCUCUCCAUAGCCAAUAAUUAAUCAAGAUGGUGAUGAGUAGCAGCAUUGAGAAAUCAUUCAGAAUCAAACAUGAAGACAGCAACAAGUUCUUGUCAAAGCUUCUUUCAAAAGAAAACUCCAAAGCUUCUGCUUCUAUUCCUUCUUUCAGAGUUUAUUAUAAUGAUGUUCCAAGUUCUGUUCCUUUCACUUGGGAAUUACAACCUGGUACUCCUAAACAUACAUUUUCUCAAACUUCUUUACCUCCUCUUACACCUCCUCCCUCGUACUACUCCAACACUAAUAAUACCAACAAAAAACCUAGUAAAAAUAACUUCAGAUCCAAGAUAUUGCAUGCACUAAUCAUGAAGUUUAAUCCCAAAAAAUGUCCAUUACCUUCAUCUCCCUCAUAUUCGUCUUCAUCUACUUUAUCAUGGUCAUCUUCUUCACAAUAUUCCUCAAUCUCUGCUCCAACAACUCCAUUCCAACGGCGUCGUUUUUGUAGCGAAGGGUCGUCUUUUGAUGACUAUAUAUCGCCAGCAUCGAAAUUAUGUUAUGGUAAUAAAGCGGGUGGAAAUUCUGUAUUUAUGCUGAAAAAAGCCUUGGUUUCCAUUGUCGGUGGGCGUAGAUCUAACUAAUUUAAGGUUCAAAUUUUAUCAUUUGUUUGUGUUUUUCAAAUUGUUUUUCAUUACAUAAAUAAUGGAACAGAAGAAAGAGUUGUGAGAAAUUGAACAAAUCACAUCUA
Messenger RNA from Solanum dulcamara, 1028 nucleotides. RefSeq lists its product as uncharacterized. The coding region runs from base 334 to 921 and encodes 195 amino acids. Lineage: Eukaryota; Viridiplantae; Streptophyta; Magnoliopsida; Solanales; Solanaceae. The record is from RefSeq and is a predicted model, not a curated record. The transcript has a single exon.